Molecule: messenger RNA, 559 nt
Organism: Brassica oleracea var. oleracea
Lineage: Eukaryota; Viridiplantae; Streptophyta; Magnoliopsida; Brassicales; Brassicaceae
Product: NADH dehydrogenase [ubiquinone] 1 beta subcomplex subunit 2
Exons: 4
Coding region: 123-326 (67 amino acids)
Cellular component (GO): mitochondrial inner membrane
Source: RefSeq, a predicted model, not a curated record
GGCCUUGUCUAAAGAUGUAACGAAAAGUGGCGGAGUCGCGAGUCACACCUGCUUGGAUUGAAUCUCAGGUAGGCAUUGUGAAAAUUGCAGUGCGAAUCGGGAAUCUGUAGGGUUUGGAGAAAAUGGGCGGAGGAGGAGGUAUAACAUACAAGGGAGUCACUGUACACACUCCCAAGACGUGGCACACCGUCGCCGGAAAGGGCUUGUGCGGCGUUAUGUGGUUCUGGAUUUUGUACAGAGCAAAGCAAGAUGGUCCUGUAGUCAUGGGAUGGAGGCACCCGUGGGAUGGCCAUGGUGAUCAUGGUCAUGGUGGGGAUCAUCACUAGGUCUCAUCGAACCUUUGAAGAUCAAGGCGAAAAAUGUAUGUCUCUUUCUUUUCUUUUCUUUUCUUUUCAGUUUCAUGUCUAAAUAAAUACAACUAUGAACGAAGACGUCGAUUGUUUUCGUACACAACUUUGUAAGAUUUGCUGCUCCUGUUUUAAGUUGCUACUUGGAUUGCACUUGAUGUUUUCUCUGUCUACAAAUGAAUUUAAACAAUUAUACUUAUGGUUCCUUGAUU